Messenger RNA from Suillus subalutaceus, 703 nucleotides. RefSeq lists its product as uncharacterized. Lineage: Eukaryota; Fungi; Basidiomycota; Agaricomycetes; Boletales; Suillaceae. Bases 65 to 547 code for a protein of 160 amino acids. The transcript is spliced from 4 exons. The record is from RefSeq and is a predicted model, not a curated record.
AUGUGGGUGUAUCGAUCCUCAGCAGAGGCGGAAGAUAUUCAACUUUCCACCAUGAUUUGACCAGAUGUAUGCGAAUCAUCGUGAAGAGAUGCGGUCUAGGUUACUCUCUGUGGCCUCUGGCUCAUCACCCUUGGAGAACUAUGUUCAGCUCAUUUCUGCUGUUGUCAUUAUCUUCGAACACUCUUUCUACAUUUCCGACAAGCGGUGCUAUCUUCAGGACAAGCAGGAAUCUAUUCACUCUUUUCGUGUCGCUCUCGAGCAGUACAUUGCGUCUCCGCAUGCAGCUGUUGUCAGGGAAGGUGUGAGCCCUGCCGUCCAGGCAUAUGAGGCAGCUGUCACUACUGCUGCCCUCGCAUAUGAAGAAGCUAUGAGGACCCUUCCUGUUUGGAUAGCGAAGUUACCGUUGGAACGCUUCAAGAGGAAGGCAAAAGAAGCCUUUGAACGCCCUCAUGAGAAGGAGAAAGAAUCUUUGUGUUCUCAGGCGAGGGCGGAGUUAACCAAGAAUAUUCUUGAAAUUACUUUAAAUCAUCGCCUGCCAAGACCUUAAUGUUGGGCAAAGCAACGCAACAUCGAUGAUGUUCUGGUUCGGAUGGAAGCUGAGCGCUGAGGCGUCUCGGCUGCGAAUGCAGGUUGCUUGAAAGGUCUGUCGUGGUAGAUUCAGGAUGUGGAACUGUACGAAAUGGUUGUAUGAUCAUGCAAUAUG